CAGGGCUCGCGCACACAGGGAUGCUCGGCGAGCGCGUCUAGCAGGAAAUGGCGCGGCUGUGCGCGGGAUGGCGCCGCUGGCUCCGGCCGCUCGUCGUGACGGUGUACGCGCUGCUCGUGGCCGUGGCGUUGCCGCUGGCCGUGUGGCAGCUCCAGAAAGCCGAGGCUGGAACACACACUAAGGCGUGGUUCAUCGCAGGCGUGUUUGUGUUUUUAACCAUUCCCAUCUCUCUAUGGGGCAUUCUGCAGCAUCUUGUGCACUACACCCAACCUGAGCUACAGAAGCCUAUCAUCAGAAUAUUAUGGAUGGUGCCAAUUUACAGCUUAGACAGUUGGAUCGCUCUAAAGUACCCCAGUAUAGCCAUCUAUGUGGACACAUGUCGCGAGUGUUACGAGGCCUAUGUCAUCUAUAACUUCCUGAUGUUCCUCCUGAACUUCCUGGAGACGCAGUACCCGAACCUGGCGCUUAUUCUAGAGGCUCAGGAACAGCGCUCGCUUCUUCCACCAUUCUGCUGCUGUCCACCAUGGGCCAUGGGAGAGGUUCUUCUGUUCAGGUGUAAACUGGGAGUUCUGCAGUACACUGUCGUCAGACCUGUCACUACUGUCAUAGCGCUUGUGUGUCAGUUGUUUGAAGUCUAUGAUGAGGGAAACUUCAGCUUCAGGAACGCCUGGACGUACCUCGUCAUCGUCAACAACGCCUCCCAGCUGUUUGCCAUGUACUGCCUGCUGCUGUUCUACCGCACUCUGAAGGAAGAGCUGAGCCCGCUUAAACCCGUCGGGAAGUUCCUCUGUGUCAAAAUGGUGGUGUUUGCCUCGUUUUGGCAGGCUGUGUUUAUUGCCUUUCUGGUGAAGGUUGGAGUCAUCUCUCAGAAGCACACAUGGGAGUGGGAGAGCGUGGAGGCAGUAGCUACAGGGUUACAGGAUUUUGUGAUUUGUAUAGAAAUGUUCUUGGCCGCCAUCGCGCAUCACUACAGCUUCAGUUACCGUCCCUAUGUGCGUGAGGAUGAUGAAGGCUCCUGCUUCGACUCCUUUCUCGCCAUGCUGGACUUCUCUGAUAUACAGGCGGACAUUUCUGAGCAAGUCCGCAACGUGGGGCGCACGGUGCUUGGACGUCCCCGUAAGCUGUUCUUUGGCUCUGAAGUGGACAUCGUGCAGGGCGAACACACCGGCCUUCUCUCUGGGGCGUCUCACGAGCGACUAGGUGUCGACCCUCUCUCUGUCCCCGCCUCCCCUAAGGGGCAGUACCAGGGCCUUGGCCAAACAGACACACCUCGCUCUCGCUCCGCCCCUACUGGCUUUAAUCCCUCCUCCUGGACAAGUGACAGCUGCUUAGUUCCUGCACCUACCACUCAGAAUACAGGUGUUAAGUCAUAAUUGUAAUCUAUAGAUGAAAAACACACACCCAACACACACACACACACACAUACAUACAUACAGAGCAGAUGCUAAACAUAUUAACAAGCUAUAAAUGCAAUCAAUGCACAAUUAAACAUGGCUACGAGGUGAAAGCGAGCUGUUCUUAUAAAGGUUUUAGUGUUUUUGACAUUAUAUUGUGAUUGCGGUGUUCAGACAUAUGAUUGUGUACCUGCGUGCGCGGUAGUGCAGUGCUGUUUAAUAUGGUUUGCUUUGUAAAAGUUAAUGUUGAACUUAAGUGCACUGAUGGUGUUAUAUUAUCUCCUGAAUCAAAUGACAGGGUUGCGGUUUGUACUU
Messenger RNA from Clarias gariepinus (North African catfish), 1709 nucleotides. RefSeq names its product transmembrane protein 184C-like. The record is from RefSeq and is a predicted model, not a curated record. Bases 48 to 1373 code for a protein of 441 amino acids. Gene Ontology annotation, biological process: transport. The transcript has 10 exons. Gene Ontology annotation, molecular function: transporter activity. Lineage: Eukaryota; Metazoa; Chordata; Actinopteri; Siluriformes; Clariidae.